Molecule: messenger RNA, 318 nt
Organism: Prorocentrum cordatum
Lineage: Eukaryota; Dinophyceae; Prorocentrales; Prorocentraceae
Source: the annotation of a GenBank genome assembly
AUGAUCAUCCCCAAGGUCGUGUCCGACCGCAAAGGCGGCGCCUCCUUCAAGAAGGCCAAGGGGAGGGGCUACGUCCAGCUCAAGUGCGAGGCGUCCGAGGGCGCCCUGGCGCGACGCUGCCUGACCUUCAGCGUGUCCAUUGGCACCGGGCCGCGGGCGCAACGCGAGCACGGCGUGGUGCGGCACAGCUUCGCCGACUGCGGCGUAUGCUGCCUGCCGAAGGAGUUCGACGAGUGGGAUUUCAGCAAGGCGGUUGACGAGACCACCCAGUCGUUCGUCGUGCGCCUCCACGUCUACCCCCAGACUAGCAGCUCCUGA